AUGGGCGCCGCCUUUUCCAUGUCGAGCCUUUUUGGCAAACUGUUCGGGUCCAAGGAAGUGCGCAUUCUCAUGCUGGGUCUCGAUGCCGCUGGCAAGACCACCAUUCUCUACAAGCUCAAGCUCAACCAGACCAUGACCACCAUCCCCACAGUCGGCUUCAACGUGGAGACCUUUACCUACAAAAACAUCAAGUUCAACAUGUGGGACGUUGGUGGCCAGGACAAGAUUAGGCCUUUGUGGAGGCAUUACUACAGCGGUACCCAGGGUCUGGUGUUCGUGGUAGACUCGUCAGAUCACGCUCGUAUCGACGAGGCGAGGACAGAACUCCAUCGCAUUAUUAACGAUCGUGAAAUGGCGGAUUGCUUGCUCCUGGUGUUUGCCAACAAGCAGGAUGUUGACGGUGCCAUGAAACCUAAUGAAGUUACCGAGAAGCUCCAGCUCGCCAAACUCAAGGACAAGCUCUGGUUCGUGCAGCCUGCCAUUGCCAUCGAUGGCGAGGGCUUGACCGAGGGCUUCGGCUGGUUAUCGGAUAAUAUCAAGAAGAUGCCCAAGUAUGGCGGGAAAUGA
Podospora bellae-mahoneyi is the source of this 567-nucleotide messenger RNA. RefSeq names its product ADP-ribosylation factor 6 (gene ARF51F). Gene Ontology annotation, molecular function: GTPase activity; GTP binding. Gene Ontology annotation, biological process: intracellular protein transport; vesicle-mediated transport. The record is from RefSeq and is a predicted model, not a curated record. Gene Ontology annotation, cellular component: cytoplasm. The transcript is spliced from 3 exons. The coding region runs from base 1 to 567 and encodes 188 amino acids. Lineage: Eukaryota; Fungi; Ascomycota; Sordariomycetes; Sordariales; Podosporaceae.